Messenger RNA from Sesamum indicum (sesame), 2119 nucleotides. RefSeq lists its product as uncharacterized. NCBI's taxonomy places the organism in Eukaryota, Viridiplantae, Streptophyta, Magnoliopsida, Lamiales, Pedaliaceae. The record is from RefSeq and is a predicted model, not a curated record.
AUUUCGCAUUUCCUUCCCUGCUCUCUGUCUCAUUGCUGCGACUGCUUAUCAACAAUCUCAAGAUUGGAACUUCAAACUCUCUCUCUCUUUCUCUCUCUAGAUAUCUCCUCUCCUGCAGCGCCUUUCUCUUUCUAUCACCAUCUCUCUGAAUGAUUGAAGUUGUUGAAUUCUGUGGCAUAUCAAUCCCAUUCAAUUUCAUUUGCUUUCAGUUUUCUUGAUUGCCACAAAACUUUCGACCAAAAUCCGGAGUGGAAUCAGUUUCAAAAACUGAAAAGAUCAAAUCUUUUUUAUUUGUACCCCUUGAAUAGUAUAUUGUUGAUGGAAUAUUUCAGCUCUGUUUUACUUCAGUGUUGCUUCAAUCUAAAGCUUAUGUUAUGAGGAAAUCCACAAAAUUACGAAUCAAUUUGUUCAGUGAGCAAUGCAUUUAAGUGACGCUUGUAUCAAAAAAAAGUAUCAGAGAAAUUCACCAAACUAUUUAUGUUCUGAUCAUUAGGACGCUGAUUAAAGAACUUUUAGGAAAUGGGAUGCCUUGUAUCGACUGCCAGGGACGUGGGUGGAAACAAGGGGAGACCAGCAAGGAUUGGAGAUGUUGCUGUGUUUGUUCCAGGCUUACGGAUCCCUAAGCCUGUUGAUUUCUCUCAGUCAUUAGGCGAUUACCUAAAUAAAAACUCAGUGGAACAACUUUCUGCUCUCAGAACCAGAAUAGUAGUUAUGGCAGGGCAAGAAGCUCCAACAAUUACAAGAACGAGAAGGAGGACAGCUACUCAACAUGUUGUUCCUGCAGGAGGUUCAACGCUGGGCGAUCUUCUUCAGGCCCUCGAAGACUAUUUGCCAGUUCUUUUGGGAUUGGUUAAAGAUGGCAAUCCUUUGCAACAGAAAGUACAGUUUGUUUGGGUCAAUCAAGAGGAUGAAGCAGAGGAAACCACAAUGCAUAGUGCUUGGUAUGAAGUAUUAUCUGUUUUGCACUUGAUGGCAACACUAUCACUAUCACAAGCUAAUUUGUUGCUUCUUCCGAGAGCAUCCACUGAUGGUUAUCAGCCAAAGGUAUCAGAAGAGAGUCGACGAUCCUCUAUUGAUGUUUUCUUGAAGGCAGCUGGUUACCUUGAUUGUGCUGUCCGACAUGUUCUCCCACAGUUGUCCAGUGAACUCAGGAGAAAUCUUCCAGUAGACCUUGCUGAAGGAGUCUUACGAGCACUUUGCCUCCAAGCACUAGGGCAGGGUGUUGACAUUCAGCUUGGGCUUGCAAUUGACAGUACCAAAGCCACACUAGCCGUGAAAAGAAGACUUGCUUGUGAGAUGGUAAAAUACUGGCAGCAGGCCCAAGAUAACAUCAAGAACCUUCCACUAACAAAUGGUUGGGGAGAAAAGCAUAGGCUAUUCUUGAAUUGGAAGUACAUCGAAGCUAAGGCUGCAGCAUACUACUAUCAUGGUCUAAUUCUUGAUGAAGGGAAUACAGAGAAGUCCCGUGGAAUGGCUGUUGCUGCUCUGCAAGCAGCAGAUGAAUAUCUCAAAGAGAGCAAGAAAGCAUGUGAAGCUUUUAAUUCAUCUGUUCCUGUCUCUAGGAACCAGCCUCUUUGGGGAACCAUGAAGUAUCUGUCUGAAAAGAUUCCUAAGGAUACUUCUAGCAAGGUGCAAAUCAACAGGGAUCUAUACUCUCAUGAAAAAAUUAUGGAGAGAGCACCAGCAUUGCCGGACUUUGCCUUGGCUCUCAAACCUGAUGAGUAUCAGCUUCCUCUUGUGGAUGCAUCUUGGAAUGAAGAAGCAAUUAACGGUCAGUUCAACCAGGAACAAGCCUGAAGUGUAGCUAUCCAUUAGGUGUCUGGAGGAUCUCGAAUUCGUCAUAUACUUGUGGUACAUAUCACAUCACAUGUACGAAGAAGGAUUAGGAAUGGGCCUACCACCAUUCUUUUCAUUUUUGUGAUUUCGUGUACGAAAGGUUCAACUCUAUUCCUUUCCCCCUUACUUCUUUCAGCCCUCUUUUACUUUUCUUUUCUGUUCUUUUGUGAAUUUUUAUUGCUCAUUUCCUGUAGAAACUGUAAUCCUCGCAAAAGUAGAGCCUUGUACAUGACAUGACUGCAAUCUUGAAUCUCAAAGUAAAGAAUAUAAAGUUCCAUCAUCA